UUAUAGUAUAAACAAAGAAGAUAUGUAAACAAGGAGAAGCGAGCCGGACCGGAAUUGAGAGGGGGAAAACUAGGGUUCGAAAAGAAAUAACAAGGGAGCCGAGGCGUAGAUGGAGGCGGCGAUUUAAGUGUUGCUCAUGGACUCAGGGACGAGAUCCGCCGAUCUGGAGAACGGGAUCUGGGGCACCUGGGAGGAGCUACUCCUCGCAUGCGCCGUUAACCGCCAUGGCACCCGCAGUUGGGACUCCAUCGCCAUGGAGAUCCGAACCCGAAGCUCCUUCUCCGAUCUCCUCACACCCCAAAGUUGCCGCCAGCGAUACCUAGAUCUAAAACGUCGCUUCGAAUCCGGCGGCGACGGCAUCAGGGAAACAGCCGACCAACCGGCGGACGUCGCCGGUGGCGGCGGUGAUGGAGGAUCGCCGGCGGAUGUUCCUUGGCUCGAUGAACUCCGGAAGAUACGGAUGGCCGAACUCCGUCGCGAAGUCGACCGAUACGACGUCUCGAUCACAUCUUUGCAAUUAAAGCUGAAGAAUUUGAAAGAGGAGCGAGAGAGGAGCGGAGUCGAUGAGGGAGAACCGGAUCUGAAGGAUAAGGAGACGAAUAAAGACGGCCAGUCGCCAGUACCCGCUACACCAACGUUCGCCAUAGAUCGAAUCUCUGCUGGGGAUUCCGGGGGGUCUUGCAAGGAGUCCAACUCAACCAAUCCGAAGGCUAAGAACGCGAAAACUGGCGGCGGUGGCGAGGGAACGGAGGCAGAGAAGACGAAAGCUGAUGGACAAGAUGAGAUGGAUAUGGAUCGGCCAGCUCGCGAGGCAUCGUGCAACGGGAGCUCGGAGACUCUAUCGAAAGGGUAUGAAACAGCUGAGGCUAUUCCUCCUCCUUUGGGGGAAUCUGGGGAGUCGGUAGCCGGCGAGAAGGAGAGCAGCGACGUUCAGAGCUCGGUGAGCCUAUCGAGACGCCGUCGACGGAGGCUGAGGAAGGCGAUUUCCGGCAGUAGCAGCGUCGCCGAGGAGGUGGAGACUGAUGCCUUCUCACCGGCCGUCGCCGCCGAGGCCAAUCACAUCAUCGCCCCUGAAUCGCAACCGUUGGCUGCCUUCCUCGAGAUCAUCCGAUCGAGCAAGUACGGAUCCGUUUUCUUGAGCCGGCUCGAGGGCCAGGAAAACGCGAGGUACCGGAGCGUCAUUAGGAGACACGUGGACCUGGAGAUCGUGCGUUCGAGGCUGGAGCGGAGGGGAGUUAAGUACUCGAGCGCGGAGUUCUUCCGCGAUCUCCUGCUUUUGUGCAACAAUGCCAUCGUCUUCUUCCGUAAGUCCUCGUCGGAAUCAACAGCUGCAGUUCAUUUACGGCAGAUGGUUUCUAAGGAAAUGGCCGCGAUCUUGCCAAAGCCUGUUCAUCCGACACCGGAGGAGCCUCUGAAGGAGCCCUCACUGCCGAUUCCGAAAAUGGUUACUAAAUUGAAGCUCGAUUCAGAUCUCAACAAUCCGCUUCCGAAGAAGAACCGAUCGUCGGGUUCCCUAAUUGUUUGCCGGAAGCGCAGCUCCAUCUCUAAGGCUGCAGUUGCCGGCGAGGUGGAAGUGGCUGGGAAGGAGGAGAGGGAACAUGAUUCGGAUUCGGGUCAGAAGGAGAGGGAGCGGGAGCGGGACGGUGACAAGCAGAGCGGCAUUGCGAAACCGAAGACAAAGGAGAGAUCAAAGGUAUCGGGAACGAGGGGCUUAAGGACUAACAAAAGCCGCGGCAUACCUGCUGGUUCUGGUUCGAGGACAUCAAAGCCGACUCCUGCAUCGAAACCAAGCCCAAUCGCUGAGGAGAUUCCUGAAGCUCCAACGAAGGUAGAAAAGAAAGCUAUCGCAGCUCCUUCUAACGUGACACCAAAGAAGAAAAAUGCUGCUAGCUUUCUGAAUCGUUUGAAGAGUUCAUCUACCGGAACUCUUCUGAACUCGCUGAAAAGCUCUGGGGGUGGAUCAGGUGGGAAAGGAUCGGAGCAGAAGAGGGGUGCGAAGGGAGAAGGACGGAAGGAGGCGGCCUCGGCACAUGCGGAGUCAGGUCCUCCAACGAAGAGAAGUGUAGGACGGCCACCGAAAAAGACGCCGCCAACACCUAGUCCACCUCCGGCAAAGAGACAGAAGGUGGAAGCUGUGCCGGCGAAACGUUCGGUGCCGCCGCCGCAAAAGAAGCGAGGGAGGAAGUGAAAAGGGUUGGGUGAAAUUCGAUGUAAAUUAUAUCCCUUAGAGGCGAUGUAACAUUAUUUUUUUUUUUUUUGGGGGUCUUUUUAGUUACUUUCAGAAUGAAAUUUAGGGAUUUUAAAUUACAAUUUACAACCAAACCCCACCCUUCUAUUUA
Messenger RNA from Phalaenopsis equestris, 2339 nucleotides. RefSeq lists its product as uncharacterized. Gene Ontology annotation, molecular function: protein binding. Bases 137 to 2188 code for a protein of 683 amino acids. Lineage: Eukaryota; Viridiplantae; Streptophyta; Magnoliopsida; Asparagales; Orchidaceae. The record is from RefSeq and is a predicted model, not a curated record. The transcript has 3 exons.